AUGGGAACAUUAUUUCACCUAUAUUCUGACAUUGACAUCGCUCUGGAAAUAUCUUCUGGCACGGGACAGCAUGUGAGUCACUCUGCCAAAGCAUUUCCAAACUUGCAACCGUCUGAAAUUGAAGCACAUUCGAUAUCGAGUAUUGAGUCAUAUAGACAGUAUCAUAAGCUGCAUAAUGUAAAGCCGCCCAUCUAUCUCGAUGUGUCUCAGAGUUGGGAGAACUGGGGUGGAAUUCAAACCAAGUCAUGUGACCUUAUCGUGAACAUCAACAUGAUGCACAUCUCACCUCUGGCCUGCACAACAGGUUUGUUAAAUGGUGUUGGAAAAAUACUGAAGCCACAAGGAUUGCUUCUGACUUAUGGGCCCUAUGCUUUCAAUGGAUCCAUUACUCCUCAGAGCAAUGCUGACUUUGACCACAGCUUGAGAUACAGAAAUCCAGAGUGGGGUCUAAGAGAUGUGUCAAUCCUGAAAACGCUAGGCCAAGGGAAUGGACUGCGAUUGGAAGUUGAUAUGCCCGCCAACAACAAGUGCUUACUGUUUCACAAGGACAGCGUGGUUUAA
This is a messenger RNA of Cyprinus carpio (common carp), 561 nucleotides long. RefSeq names its product methyltransferase-like 26. NCBI's taxonomy places the organism in Eukaryota, Metazoa, Chordata, Actinopteri, Cypriniformes, Cyprinidae. The record is from RefSeq and is a predicted model, not a curated record.